CUACUUUAUUAAGUAUUCGGUCGAUUCUGUCAAAAAAUUAUCAAAAACUGUGUCUCUUGUAUUUUUCUGUAUUUCUUCAUUAUGUCUGAAAAAGCAGUUUACGUAGAUCAAGAAAAACCUUUAGAUUUAAGCUGUGCAUCAUCCAAACAGGUACAAUCGGUUUUAGCCAAAGAGCAACGAAAGUUACCUUGUGGUACAUGUGGAAAGUUCUUUGAUAGACCUUCCUUGUUAAAGAGGCAUGUUCGCAUACAUACAGGAGAAAAACCACAUGGGUGUUCAAUUUGUGGAAAAAUGUUCAGUACAAGCAGUUCUCUUAACACUCAUACAAGGAUUCAUACUGGAGAGCGUCCUCAUAAAUGUUCCCUAUGUGGAAAACGAUUCACAGCGUCUUCUAAUCUUUAUUAUCAUCGUAUGACACAUUUCAAGGAAAAACCACACAAAUGUAAUGAUUGUGGUAGAUCUUUCACCACACCAGGUGAUUUAAAAGCGCAUGAAUAUUCUCAUACUGAUAACUGGCCACUACGAUGUACUAUUUGUGGACGAGGAUUUUGUAAACCUGCAGCUCUUCAUCAUCAUUUUCGAGUUCAUAAUAAUCAACGAACUGAAAAACUUAGCCAAUGUAAGUUUUGCUUGCAGACAUUUUCCAGUCUGAAACAAUUACAAUCACAUAGAUGUUCAUAUGAAGCAAAACUGAAUUUAUUGAAUACAGAAGUUCUGAGAUAUCAACAACAAAAAGUAUUAAAAUAUACAAACACCAUUUUACCAUGGGGUUUUUCAUAUCUUUAAUGUAACUACGUAAAAAAGUAAACAAAUUAUUGUUAUACAAAAUAUUUUUAUUCAGUUUUUAAAGAAGUUUCAUUUUGUGUACCUGAU
Molecule: messenger RNA, 873 nt
Organism: Chelonus insularis
Lineage: Eukaryota; Metazoa; Arthropoda; Insecta; Hymenoptera; Braconidae
Gene: Neu2
Product: Neuroectoderm-expressed 2
Exons: 4
Coding region: 82-786 (234 amino acids)
Biological process (GO): regulation of gene expression
Cellular component (GO): nucleus
Source: RefSeq, a predicted model, not a curated record